This is a messenger RNA of Vigna unguiculata (cowpea), 1552 nucleotides long. Its product is annotated as PTI1-like tyrosine-protein kinase At3g15890. Gene Ontology annotation, molecular function: protein kinase activity; ATP binding. Gene Ontology annotation, cellular component: plasma membrane. Gene Ontology annotation, biological process: protein phosphorylation. NCBI's taxonomy places the organism in Eukaryota, Viridiplantae, Streptophyta, Magnoliopsida, Fabales, Fabaceae. The record is from RefSeq and is a predicted model, not a curated record.
UCCAAAACCUCUCAACUUUCUCACCAAUCCACCCCCUUUUUUCAAACAAAUCCACUAUUUUCGCUUUGACACCUUCUAUUCAACGCUUUCAUCUCUCACCAACUUCUAAUCACAUAUAUUAAUUAUUCCCAUUUUCCACACUUCUCCUUGACAUGCCAUCCAAUCUCUCCCUUUAUUCCACCUUCUUCCUUUACCUCUCUUCCCUUUGUGGCUACUCAAUAACCCAACAUCGCAAGCAAAAGAAACUAAUCUUUUCUGCAACCCCAAAGUUAAUAAAACAAGAUCUCAAACAAUGAACCACGGGUACAUUGUUUAUGAUUUGGUUAUGGUCACUCUAUCCAUGUCCCUCAUAAUUCUCGGUGCUGUCCUCUUUCUUGCAUGCAAGAAGAAGAAACCAGAUGAGUGUGAAGAACCCGUUGCCGUGAAGCACUGUGCUCGAGUGUACUCAUUGAUGGACAUUGACGCUGUCACCGAUAGCUUCAACCCUGGGAGAGUAGUAGGAAAGGGUCCUCUAGGAACCGUGUAUGCUGGGGUGCAGGAGAAUGGAGAGCUUGUGGCUGUGAAAAGGAUCCAUCCCGUGCUUGUGCUGAGCAACGCAGGGCUAGGAUUCUCAUCAGCGUUGAAAUGGCUCUCUUCAGUUCAACAUCCCAACAUAGUUCCUAUAAUCGGAUUCUCAGAAGCACCGGGCGAAAGAGUUAUAGUGAUGGAGUUUGGGCGCAUGAUGAGCUUGGAGUUCUGUUUGCACCAAAACGGUAAUGGGGCAUCGCUUUUGGAUUGGAACAAGAGGAUUAGAAUUGCAGCAGGAGCAGCGAGAGGGCUUCAGUAUCUGCAUGAAGUGGCAACACCAAACAUCGUACAUGGGCGAGUCAAGUCUUCUAAUGUUUUAAUUGAUGUCAACUUUUGUCCGAGGAUUUGUGAUUAUGGUCUCAACUUUUUGGAAAAGAGAGAGGUGGUAGGUUAUGUGGAUGAUGAGUAUUGCGAUGAAAGAGGGGGUGGUGUAAGCAAGGAAAGUGAUGUUUAUGGUUUAGGAGUUGUAUUGCUUGAGCUAUUAAGUGGUAGAGGAUGCAAAGAAAGAGUGAUAGUAGAGUGGGGUUUGGGUUUGAUAAAGGAAUUGAGUUUUGGUGAAGUUUUGGAUCCUAGGUUGGUAAUUCCUUGUGACAUGAAGAAUGUAGUUAGAUUAGCGAAAGUUGCUUCAGCUUGUGUUGGGAAUUCAAGGAAGUGCAGACCUUCCAUAGGACAAGUGGCUACUAUUUUGAACAGCUUAGAGAUGGAAGUGUGCGUGUGAUCGAGUCUCGGAGGAGCUACUUGACGAUGAAGUCUGAUACUGAAUUCAUUGAUACCUUAAAUUUUGGAGAAUGGCGAAGGAGACACGUUACCCAAAUGGGAAAUAAAGUUGGUAUGCGUUUCUCAUCUGUAAAAUACUUGUUUAUAAUAGCUUUACACUGACUUGAGAUGCUAGUGUUUUGCCUGUAAGUGAGGGACUUUGUACCCAAGCUAUUACGACAGGUUCAGAAAUUUCAAAAUCAAAACGUUAAUUGAAAUAGAAGUUGCA